GCACGUGAGGUCUGAGGGCACAAGGGAAGUGGCGGUCGUGGUGGGGGCGGGGGGCGUGCAGGUGAUCUGUCCGCCCCGAGAGAGCGGGCAUGGCCGAGUCCCGGAAGCGUCGGGAGCUGCUGCCCCUGAUCUACCAACAUCUGCUGAAGGAUGGCUACGUGCGCUCAGCGCGGGAACUGAAGGAGCAGAGCGGCCAGAAAAACUUCCCAGCUCAGCCUAUAACCCUUCUGGACAUCUAUACACACUGGCAACAAACCUCGACAGUUGGCCAGAAGCUCAAGGCUGAGAGCGAUGCAGCACUGGAGGCCAAGAAGGCUCGGGUGUCGGACCCCGUCAGCAGCUCAGAGAGUUCAGAAGAGGAAGAGGAGGAGGCAGAUGCCCAGGCCACAAAAGCCACCCCAAGACUAACUCCAAGCAAUUCCUCAGUCACAGGAGCAGCUUUGCCAUCAAACUCAAAAGAAAAGGCCAAGGCACAGCCCAAGAAAGCCAGCCAGGUGGUGAAUUCCACAGCACACCCUGUUUCCAGGAAAGCCCCCACAGUAUCGGCCAGCCCCUCAGCAAAUGCCACCUUGGUCUCAAAAGUUGAAAAGGGCAGUGUGCAAGCACCGGGACCCACUGGCAAGCUUGGAGUGGCAUCCACAGGCCAGGCGGACACCUCCAGCGAGGACAGCUCCAGCGAUGAGACAGAUGUGGAGAUGAAACCCCCCGUCAAGCCCCCUCAGGUGAAAGCCUUACCCACACCUGCCAAGGAAUCUUCAGGGCAAAAGAGAGCCCUGACCCCUGGGAAGGCAGAAACAAUACCCCAAAAAGGUGCCCUGGCUGCAGUUGGCAGCACCAAGAAGCCAGAAGACUCAGAGGACAGUGAAGACGAGUCUGAGAGUGAGGAGGAGGCCCCCGUGAGGACUCCUCUCCAGGCGAAGGCUGUGGAGAAAGCUGCCCAGGUUGGAGCUGCCUCAAGUCCUGCCAAGGGCACCCCUGGGAAAAGGGCCACCCCAGCACUCCCUGGGAAGGCAAGACCUUCACCCACACAGGCCCAGGCAGAGAAGCCCAAGGAGGACUCAGAGAGCAGCAGUGAGGAAACAUCUAACAGUGAGGAAGAGACCCCAGCUGCCAGGACCCCAGUGCAGGUGACACCUGCUGGGAAGAACCCCCAGGUCAGGGCUGCCUCGGCCCCCACCAAGGAAUCCCCAAGGAAAGGGGGUCCCCCAACCCUCUCUAGCAAGACAGGGCCCACGGCUGCCCAGGUUAAAGCUCAGGCUGGGAAGCAGGAGGACUCAGAAAGCAGCAGUGAGGAGUCCUCAUCAGACAGUGAGGAAGAGACCCCAGCUGCCAAGACCCCACCUCAGGGGAAGCCUUCAGGGAAGAUCACCCAGGUGAAGGCUGCUUCAGCUCCCGCCAAGGACUCCCCCAGGAAAGAUACCCCUCCACUGCCCCCAAGCAGGACAGGGCCCACUGCCACCCAGGUCAAGGCCCAGGCAGGGAAGCAGGAGGACUCAGAGAGCAGCAGUGAGGAGGAGUCAGAGAGUGAAGAGGAGGCCCCGGUGGUGGUGAACCCAGCUCAGGCCAAGUCCUCGGGGAAAGUUCUCCAGGUCAAACUCACCUCAAGUCCUGCCAAGAGGCCCCCUCAAAAUACAGGGUCUGUCGUCUCCCAGGUCAAGGCAAAAAGAGCCAAGGAGGACUCAGACAGCAGCACAGAGUUGUCAGACAGUGAGGAAGAGGACUCCACAGCUCAGGUGAAGUCAGUGGGGAAAAGUCCACCUGUGAAAGCUGCCCCAUCAGUCGCCACAGGGUCCUCGAAGUCAGGCUCCACCCCGCCACUCCCUGGGAAGGGGCCUGCUGUGACCCAGGUCAAAACCGAGACUCAUCAGGACUCGAGCAGCGAGGAAGAAUCGGACAGUGAGGAUGCCGCCCAGGCUCCAACCCAGGUGAAGACCCCUCAGCCCAAAGCCAGCCCAGUCUCACCCAGAGGGGCCCUACCCAAAGGGGCAGUUUCAACUCCUGGAAAGGUCACUGACAUUGCUCAGGCCAAACAGGGGUCCCAAGACAAGGUGAAAUCACCAGUCAGAACCCCCCAGAACAGCACUGUCUCCGUGCAAGGCCAGACGUCAGGGCCAGCUACUGGGAAGGCAGCGGAGGAGGACUCAGAGAGCAGUGAGGAGGACUCAGAUGCGGAGGGAACAGCCCCCACUCAGGCAAAGCCCUCAGGGAAGGCCCCCCAGGUCAGAAGUGUCCCAGCCCCUGCCAAGGUGUCCCCCCAAAAAGGGGCCAACCCACCGCUCGCUAUGAAAACGGGCCCCACCGCUGCCCAGGGUGGGAAGCCAGAGGAAGACUCCACUGAGAGCAGCAGUGAGGAGGAGUCAGACAGCGAAGGAGAGGCACAGACCCUCCUGACCCCAGCCCAGAAGACUAAUUCUACAACACCCAAAAGCAAGACGCAGACCCCAGCAGCUACAGAGAAAACCACAGCGGGUUCCUUAGAAAAUAGCCACAAGGAGCUGCUGGAGAACCAGGUGAUUAAAACCCCUCUGAUUUUUGUCGACCCUAAUCGCAGUCCUGCUGGCCCGGCGGCCACCCCUGCGAGAGCCCAGGCUGCAAGUGCUGCAAGGAAGGCCCGGGCCUCGGAGAGCACAGCCCAGAGCUCCUCCUCGGAGAGCGAGGAUGAGGAUGUGAUCCCUGCCACGCAGUGCUCCACACCCGCCUUUAGAACCAGCCUGGGGCCCGUGCCCACCAGCCUCCAAGCCAGCAGCGUUCAGGCCAACAGCAGUGCAUCACCCAGCCAGGCAUCCAGAAGCAGGAAGCGGGAGGCACCAGCCACUCAGGUGACAAAGAGGACUCCAGCCAACCUCCCACUGACCCAGGCCGCCCUGAAGGUCCUUGCCCAGAAUGCCAGUGAGGCCCAUCCUACUGCUGCCAGGACCCUGUCUUCAACUGGGAUAAGCAGUGCUCUCAGAACACACCCUGUAACAAGUCCCCAGAGCACCCCCCUGCUGGCCCAUGCAACCAACAAGCUAAAGAAGCCUGAGAUUGCCCAGCAGACCACGGCCACUCCCUCGGGCUACCAUAAGGCCAAGGUCACAGGGACCUCGGAUGAUAGUGAUGACAGCAGUGGCAGCUCUUCAGGAAGCGAGGAGGAUGCCCCCUCGGGCCCUAGGCUGGCCCCUUCCACUGUAGAGACCUUGGUGGAGGAGACCCCAGCAGAGUCCAGUGAGGACGAGAUGGUGGAGCCAUCCCAGUCUCUCCUCACAGAUUACUCAGCCUCCAAGCUGACUCAGGCCACUCCCUCAACUCCCAGAGCUGCUCCUGGCAACAAGAAGGCCAUGGAGCCCCAGCCGGGCACCUCAUCCUGUAAGUCAGGUAAAAGAGAGGCUAAUACCACCCCUCAGAAGGCCAAAAAGGUGCCCAAGAGCCCCCAGGCCUUAACGCUGAGCCAGCAGAACAACAUGGCCUUGCACCUCCUGAGCCAGCCCCAGGUGCAAGCAUCCGUGAUGAAGGUCCUGGCAGAGCUUUUUGAGCAGGAGCGCAAGAAGGCCAUGGAUUCCGCCAAGGAGAGCAGCAAGAAGGGCCGGGGAGGGCAGAAACGGAAGCUGUCGGGAGACCACGCGGCUACCGGGGCCCCUGAGAGCAAGAAGAAGAAGCAGCUGGCCCCCAGAGAAGAUGGGGAGGCCACUCAAAAGGGAGCAACCCCCAAAAAGACCGCCUCCCCACAAAAGACCCCUGGGACUGCCAAGGGGAAGCCCAAGAAAGACAGAACCAGCACCGAUGGCAAGGGAAAGAAGGGGAAGGAAUCUCCCAGCCCUCAAAACGCCAAGGAGAAAGUGGAAGGGGAGCAGGGACUGGCGAAGGUUGAGAGCAGAGGCCCAGGCAACCCGAAGAACAAAAAGGAGAAGACUGACAAGAAAAAAAAAGACAAGCAAACAAAGGAAAAGAAGAAGAAAACUAAAGAGGCCUCAGCCUCAACCAGAGAGACCGAUUCACCAUUACAGGGGAAAAAGAAGAAAAAGAAGAAGAAGGCGGAGCCAGCAGUCUGAGAGCGCAGGUGACAAGGAUUUCUUUGCCUCUGUCCACCAGGAUCUGAAGUUCUACAUCACACCUCCCUCUGCCGAGCCCAGGAACCCUGCAGGGAAGCUGUUCCAGGAAGAGGGGUAUGCCUGGCUCCCAGGAUCCCCUCGCGUGACCUCUGUUCUGACACGGGGCACUCCGUAUAGAUGUGUACAGUAUAUAUUUUCUCAAGUUAUCUGCAUCUCCCAUUCUGGACUCAACACACCCUUGUCUGAGGCUGUGCCAUUUGCCCUGUGGGCACAGUGGACCCAGCCUGCAACUCCUUCCCUGCCCCAACUCCAGCUUGGGCUCUGUCCUUUCAACAGUUUUUACCUACUUUGUGUCUUUUGUAAGAACUCAGAAAAUAAAAUUUUAAAAAAAAAAUUUAAAAAAAAAA
Erinaceus europaeus (western European hedgehog) is the source of this 4435-nucleotide messenger RNA. It is a transcript of the gene TCOF1, whose product is annotated as treacle ribosome biogenesis factor 1. Lineage: Eukaryota; Metazoa; Chordata; Mammalia; Eulipotyphla; Erinaceidae. Gene Ontology annotation, molecular function: protein binding. The coding region runs from base 90 to 4028 and encodes 1312 amino acids. The transcript has 26 exons. The record is from RefSeq and is a predicted model, not a curated record.